Molecule: messenger RNA, 837 nt
Organism: Diaporthe amygdali
Lineage: Eukaryota; Fungi; Ascomycota; Sordariomycetes; Diaporthales; Diaporthaceae
Exons: 1
Coding region: 1-837 (278 amino acids)
Source: RefSeq, a predicted model, not a curated record
AUGGAGUCCAAGCCCUUCAACGACAGGCUCUGGAUCAGACUCCUCGUCCUUCUCGCCUAUAAGACUGCAACUCAGAAGCACGCCAACCGGCUGACGUUCACCAGCCAGCCAGGCCGCGUCAUCUUCAUCUCACCAAAAUGCUGCGUCAAGUCCACGCCGUUCACCAGGCUCGCAGAGGCCAGCGCCAUGCUGUUUGUCGCCCAGCACUCAUCUGUGCCCGUGCCCAAGGUCUAUUCGGCAUUCGAGCGUGACGGCCGGGUGUACAUCGUCAUGGAGAGGAUCGACGGAGAGACAAUCGCGCAGGGUUGGAGCCACCGAACGGACGAGUCCAAAGCCGCGAUACUCGAGCAGCUCCGGACCAUCGUCAAAGAUCUUCGGGGCAUCAAACCGCCGCCCGGCGUCGGCGUUGCAAGUGUAGACGGAGGGCCCAUUUUUGAUCACCGUCUGCCGUGCAAGUCGCUGUGGGGCCCAUUUCCGUCCAUCCAGGACUUUCAUCAGGAACUGAGGGGUGGAAUCGCCGCAGAGGAUAUUCAGGACGACGCAUCUUCGCCGGGGGUCAAGCAUAUGGCUUCGUUCCACGAGCAGGCUUGUCAAGCCCCGGUCUUCACACAUGGUGAUCUGAGCAGCUUGAACAUCAUGGUCAAGGACGACAAGGUCGUCGGAAUCGUCGACUGGGAGACGGCAGGCUGGUACCCGCCGUACUGGGAGUACACGUCCGCGAAGCACCCCAACCCGCAGAACAGCUGGUGGCAGGACGAGGUGGACAGGUUCAUCACGCCCGAGCCGGAGGCCUUGGAGGCGGAGGCCAUCAGGCGGAGGUUCUUUGGCGACUUCUGA